AUGAGACAGAACAUCCUGCCGGCCCUGGCGUUCGCCGCCGGUGCCGUCGUCGCCUCGCACGAGAAGAUCGACAUCGACCAGCUUUACAGCUCCCGCGUGAUGAAGCGUGGUGUUGACGCGGCCGGCAACUUCAACAUGUCCUUCUUCCACAUCAACGACGUUCACGCGCACCUCGACGAGUUCUCUUCCUCGGGCACUGACUGCACGCGCCCCGAGCGCGGUUGCUUCGGCGGUUACGCCCGUGUCAAGCAUGCCAUUGAUGAGCUCCGUCCCCAGUACGAGAACUCGCUGUUCCUGGAUGCCGGCGACGAGUUUCAGGGCACCCUCUUCUACACCUUUUACAAGGGAGAGAAGAUUGCCGAGACGGUCAACCAGCUCGGAUUUGAUGCCAUGACCCUCGGCAACCACGAAUUUGACGGUGGUGAUGAUGAGCUCGGCGAGUUCCUGCUGAACCUGACCUUCCCCGUCCUCUCGGCCAACAUUGUCAGCACUCACCCCGCUCUUAACAAGACCAUUUUGCCGUACAAGAUCUACGAGAAGCACGGCGUGGCCGUCAUUGGCUGCACAACCCAGACCACGGCCAACAUUGCCAACCCUGGACCUGGCACUGAGUUCCUCGACGUCGUCAGCAGCGUUCAGCGUGCCAUCGACGAGAUCCACGCCACCACCGACAUUAAGCGUAUUGUGGCUCUCACCCACAUCGGCUACACUGACGAUCAGGCGCUUGCUGCUGCCACCACUGGUCUGUCCCUCAUCAUGGGUGGUCAUUCACACACGCCCCUGGGUACCGCUACUCCUGCUGGUACGGCUCCGCAGGGUGAUUACCCCACCAUUGUCAAGAACGCCAACGGUGAUGAUGUCUUCGUCGUUCAGGCCUGGCGCUGGGGCCAGUACCUCGGCUAUAUUGACGUCACCUUUGACGAGGAGGGCCAUGCUCUCGCCUACCACGGCGGUCCCAUCCACCUCACCAACAAGACUGCGGAGGAUGCGGCCCUCAAGGCCCAGAUCAAGUCGUGGCGCGGUCCUUUCGAGGAGUUCGCUGCCGAGGUCAUUGGCUUCACCAACGUGGAACUCGUCCAGAGCACUUGCCAGACACAAGAGUGCACUCUAGGAAACGUCAUGGCUGACGCCAUGUACGAGUACCGCGCUUCUGAGGGUGCCGACUUUGCGCUGGUCAACGCCGGCGGCAUUCGCGCCGGUAUUGAGGCUGGUGACAUUACUCGUGGCAACGUCCUGAUCUCCUUCCCCUUCGGCAACGCCAUCACUGAGCUCAAGUUCUCUGGUGCUGACGUCCGCCGCAUCCUCGAGGGCUGCGUCAGCCGCGUCAACCAGUUCAACGGCCGCCCCGUCACGUCGGGCUUCCAGGUCUCUGGCAGCAUCAAGAUCCAGUACAACCCUGCUCUCGCUGUUGGCUCGCGCCUCGUCAGUGUCUUGAUCAACGGCGAGGAGAUUGAGGACGAUGCCGAGUACACCAUUGUCACGCUCGACUUCCUCGCCGGCGGCGGUGACAAUGUUUUCGAGUUGACCACCAACUUCAUCCCGCUUGACCUGCAGGACGAGGUUCUCACCCGCUACGUCCGCGACAACAACCCCAUCAACGCGCAGAUUGAGGGCCGCAUCGAAGUUGUCGACACGGUGCCCACUGUGCCUACCACCACGGCCGUGCCCACGUCAACGAGGCCGCCCUGCAUUCCCCGUCCCAAGACGACGACUCCUCCUUGA
Verticillium alfalfae VaMs.102 is the source of this 1722-nucleotide messenger RNA. Its product is annotated as 5'-nucleotidase. NCBI's taxonomy places the organism in Eukaryota, Fungi, Ascomycota, Sordariomycetes, Glomerellales, Plectosphaerellaceae. The transcript is spliced from 2 exons. Gene Ontology annotation, biological process: nucleotide catabolic process. Gene Ontology annotation, molecular function: nucleotide binding; hydrolase activity, acting on ester bonds; metal ion binding. The record is from RefSeq and is a predicted model, not a curated record. Bases 1 to 1722 code for a protein of 573 amino acids.